Molecule: messenger RNA, 852 nt
Organism: Symbiodinium sp. CCMP2592
Lineage: Eukaryota; Dinophyceae; Suessiales; Symbiodiniaceae
Source: the annotation of a GenBank genome assembly
AUGGCAGAUUCUGGGUUACAGGAAUCGGCACUCAAGUUGUCGAUAUGCGCCAACUUUUCUCAUGGCUCAUGGUUAUCGGGCGAUAAGCAUGAGCGCAUGCGCGAAGCACUGUUCGCGUAUAUGGAGGAGCGCGGUUCGGAGUGGUUUGAGGAGCUCGCCGUGGAGCUGGGGUGGGAGUUCGACGGAGUGAGUGGCGAGGCCUUUCUUGAUGCCUGCACAGUGAUGCAAAGCAACGCCAUGCGCCGCCGAGGCAAAUUCGUGAAAACCAAAGCUUGGUUCGGCAUCAACAGCAGCUUCCGCGACUUGAUCGCGGCAGGAGACGAAGACGAGGCCGCGCCAGCAGAUGAAGCAGAACCAGCAGGAGCAGAAGGCAGCAGACCCAAGCAGAUCCUGACGAAACUUAGGAAAGCGCAGCUCUACAAGUACUACGCUGGCAAGGGUCCGGUGGAGCUGUUUGCCGAGUUCAUGUUGCAGGGAGACCUGCGACAGCACGCCGUCAUCCUGACAGCGGUCGGUGCUCCGCUGGAAUCCAAGUACAAAGCCGACCUGGAGUGUCAGACGAGCGGGGACAUCCAGGACAUGAUUUCUUGGUCUGUGAAUCGUGCACAGGGCCGUGCCUGGUGGACCACCACUCAGGCCAGACAGCAGUUUCACGAGCCCGGGCCAAAUAUCCGUAGCUCUAAGUUCACGAUAAUCAAACACGAAACUCGAGGCAAUCCUCGCCGUGCCCUUCACGUCAAACUUUAUAGAGGAGGUGGGACUGACCCUGCCGAUGAGACCCGCUCUGCCGACGCAGCCCCUCCAUGCUUGGAUGGUGGAUACGUGGCUGCAUGUGUUGGAGGGUCGCCGUAG